UGGACCCACCAUGACAACUUCCCUUGGGAACAGCUCCAGCUCCUCCACCACAUGGCUCCCAACUCCACACACACCUGUCAACUCCACAACCAGCCCUUCUUCCCCGACACCCUCCGACACACCAACCUCAACCCGCAACAAGCCACCGCCGCCGCCCUCCGCAUCCUCCAACACCUCUUCCACACCCUCAGCACCAACAGCACCUCCCAGCACUGGCACACCCAGUCACGCCACCGCCUCCUCAACCAGCUCCAGCACUACAUCCACCGCCUCGAGCACUGCCGUCCCGACAGCGCACGCCUCUUCAAAGGACCCCGCAACCCCCUCACCACCAUCAACAAGUACUUCAGCGACAUCCACCUCUUCCUCCGUGCCCACAACCACAGCGCCUGUGCCUGGGAACACGUCCGCCUCGAAGCUCAACCCUCUUUCCACCACCUCCACAACCUCACCCGCGCCAUGCGCCGACAGCCCAAACACACACACACAGCUCCACCCACCCCCACAACACCCCUCUGACACCC
Molecule: messenger RNA, 524 nt
Organism: Empidonax traillii (willow flycatcher)
Lineage: Eukaryota; Metazoa; Chordata; Aves; Passeriformes; Tyrannidae
Product: interferon-like
Exons: 1
Biological process (GO): B cell differentiation; humoral immune response; B cell proliferation
Cellular component (GO): extracellular region
Molecular function (GO): type I interferon receptor binding; cytokine activity
Source: RefSeq, a predicted model, not a curated record